Ostrinia furnacalis (Asian corn borer) is the source of this 5790-nucleotide messenger RNA. RefSeq lists its product as uncharacterized. Bases 304 to 3087 code for a protein of 927 amino acids. Lineage: Eukaryota; Metazoa; Arthropoda; Insecta; Lepidoptera; Crambidae. The record is from RefSeq and is a predicted model, not a curated record. The transcript has 5 exons.
GACAAUUUUCCGAUUUCUGAAAAUUUCUCAUGGGUUUUCCCAAAUUUAAAGUCUUUUCGUGGUUUCAUUCUCUUUAAAUAAAAAUCUGCGUAUAAUACAUGCCCGAUAAACAUCGGCAGUUGGCUAAAAUAAGUAAAUAUUUCACGUUGUGUGUAAUAAUUGAUUUUUUAUUUUAUUUUGUUUUACCGUGGCUUAUUGGUAAAAUAGCUAACAAAACCACUUUGCGUGUGACGUCGCUCAAUUUACUCCACAAAUAGGACGUGCCAUAAUGUGAUCUGUGAAGUAGAAUAAGCUUAAUAAGUGAUGGAUGAGAGCACUAAGAAUUCCCCUUGUAAGGCUUGCGAUGAGGUGGACGGAGUGCACUUGCAAGCGGAGGUGGAGCACUUGCGGCAGCACCUCGCCGAGAGGGACACGCACAUUGUAGCCCUCGAGGGGGAGUUCAUCAAGUGCACCGCUAGAGCCAACGAGCUCGAGGAGCAGCUAGGUACUUGGAGGGAGAAGUAUGAAAGAUUGUAUGACUCACACAAAAGAGUCCAGAAGUUAAAUCAAGUUCUAGAAGACAAAUUGUUGCAAAUGGUCGAUAAAAUGAAGGGCGAAAAGAGUCAACUGACUAAAGACAUAGCUACUCUGUCGGUUCGACUUGCUGAGUCAAAACAUAACUACAGUAUGCUGCAAAAGGAAAAUGAAAGAUACAAAAAUGACAUGAAUUUAGCAAUUCAGUUACUACAAUGCAAGCCAGAUAACUUUGUGUCACAGAAAUUAGACAAUCUUCCUGUUGACACACAGGCAAGAGUGUCCCAGUACGUCAUGUCAAAAACAUCUAAACCAUGCAGCUCUGCCCAGUCUAAAUGUGGUAAUGAAAAUGACACAUUUGAUGCAAGUGAGUAUGAAUUUAAUAUUUCUGCAUCACUCAUGUCCAAAAUCCUUGAGGACAGCAUUCAGGAUACUGUGACUAAACAUUGCGAUACAUGCACAUGUUCCAAGUCACAAAGCAAGCCCUUCUGUUAUAACGAAAGUUAUUACACAGUGGCAACACAAACGUUGUUGACUGGUGAUCUUAAAAAAUCCGUUUGUAUAAAUUGCGACGCUGAGAUCAAAUCAGUUCAAUCAAAUCUCAGCAUCAAAAGCGCCUCAUCACAUGCACACAAAAUCACUACUGAUAAAACUUUGAACUGUGGUCUGACUGGCCCUAUGUACGUCAUUCCACAACCGAUUGGUGAAACUUAUGAGGAAAUUUCGGAAAUCGUGCCAGAAAUAAAAAAGAAUCACAUUGAUCAUGAUCAUGAUAAAGUAAAUACUGUUGAUAAAAUUGUGGAAACCGCUAUCCCGCAACCGACUCCUGAUUCAAAACAAAUAAAAUCAAACAACAUAAACACAGAGCCAGCAACCCAUCAUAAACUUUGUGAUCGCACAAAAACUCCAAUAUCCAGCAAGAAGAGCAGCAUUCACAGCCACUGUAAUGAUGAUUUACUCAUUAAAGAAGCACAUAACGUAAAGGACGUUAAAAAUAAAUACGAGCAUGUUGGAGACAUUUUGAAUACGAGAAAGAAUUCUCAAAGCUCAGUUAGUGCUAUUAGUAGGUCUUCCUCUGUCGCAAAGUCGACUGUGAGCACACACAAGUCUAAUACCCAAGUGGGACCCGGUCCGAGGUUCUGUCACUUGCGGAUGCAAGCUGGUUCUAAAAAUAUUUUGUUGGAUAAUGCAGAACCAGACGUACCACCGGUACUUUAUCGGCGCCAAAGUAAAUGUAAUGAAAACUCUUUAUUCAAAGAUCUCAAUGAUGAUGUAGACAAUUUUAUUAAUGUAGAGAAGAACGAUGAUGAUGAUAAAAAUAAGGUUAAAAAUGAUAAUGUGGUGGUCGAAACCACAUUGAUAGACGUUCAUGUAGACAACAACAACAAAGAAUCUAAUGCAUCUGUCAAAAGCUCGUCUAUCAAUCCUGUGUUGAUGAAUGUGUCGUCGUCACCAUUGCAACCUUUAAAAACCCAUAACUAUUCGAAUAAUAAUUCUGAAAAUAACAAUAAUACUUCCCAAAGUAUUGGAAGUCAACCAAAUACUACAGAUAUCGACAAUUUACUUAAUCAUUUAAGUGGUGCUAAUGCUCAAAAUAACAAUUAUUCGGAGAAAGAUCUGAAAACUUCCAAAAAAGAGACAUUGACACCUACUGAUAAACAAGAUAAUAUAAAGAUUUUUAAUUUCGACCGUUACGAGCAAAAUAAAAUGUCUAGUCAGUAUGGCAGAUCUUUGCGGAAAAUGGACAUAUCUCAGCUGCAUUCUAUCACUACUAGAAUAUCCAAAGAUUUCCCACCUGGUAAUAAUUUUUCUAAUUUAGAUAUUCCAUUAAAAUCUACUCUGCCGGCAGUUGUUAAUGUGUAUCCAAACUUGACCCAGACGCAUUUGAAAGUAAACGAAGGCAAAAAAGUGUUCACAAAUGAACAAAGUACUAGUUCACUUUCAAGUGAUGACAGCGCAGCGUUGUUACAAAAGCAACAGCUUCUAAGGGUCGCAGAAUGGGUUGAAAAGAACUUGGAACAGCAGAACAAUUUAAACGAUCCCUUGGAAGAUGAAGUCAGUUUUAAUAACAGAGCUGCAAGAAGGGACAGCAAAUUAAAUAGAUUGACUGAAACGUUGAACGAAAUAGCGUUGAAUAUGCCGCAUCCAGUUAGCAAGUUUGCUAAACUGUAUAGCAAAGAUAAUGGUAAUGGUAACGCAUGGGUUCACAAUAACGCUCAUUCUAAUCAAGAUAAAAUUGUGAAACAUGCUAUGGCUAAUCAGAAUCAGAAAGCUGUUAGUAAUAAUGUAGCGAAAGAAACUAUAUUUCCUGUAGAAUCAGGUGAUGCGACGGUCACUGAGGUGGGGAAAGGAGUUGCAAGCAAUUGCAACAAGAUGACUCAGGAAGAAUAUGAGUUUGGGAAACAAUUGCAAGAGAGUCUUCGUUCUAAUGGCGAUAAAGAGAUAACACCAGAAGAUUUGGCAAGAAUGGAGUAUAAUGUGAAGAAAUUUUUAUUGAGUGGGCCUCAAUGGGUCAAUCCGACGUCGGCGGGGCGGAGUCGCCGCACAAGCAGCAAAACUGAGACUGAUGUAUAGUUUGGAUGCGAAUAGGAAACCUAUUUUGUGGUGUGUGUUCUUCGUAAAUACUUAGAUAUAGUUUUGAGUAAAGCAAUAGCUUCGUUUUCCUAUUAUAAAACCCUGGCUCUAUAACUCAACGGCUAAUACGAUACUUAUUGUUUGCAUCAGUUAAUAGAAAAGCAGGUUAUUCAAGAGUAGACAAAAUUAGAUUCUGGUGAUUAUCUCGAUGACAUUAUUAUAUCAUCAAAAUUGAUGUUCCUAUGGCUUAAGUGAUUACGCAACUUGGAAAAAAAAGGUUCUUUAUUAUGCCGUAUUUUUUACUAGUCUUUAUUCAUUGUUAUUAUUUCUUUAAUUAGUUUGUUUCGUACUUCGAUUUUUGAUGCAAUAUUUUUUUCAUAUUUACAAGCCUAUGUUAUAUUUUGUCUAAUUAUUUGAAGUAAAGUUAUUUCACAAUAUAUGAACCUGUAUUUCAAGUAGGUAUGCAUAUUUAUAAUGCAAUAGACGCUCAUGUAAUUACAUUUAAAAUGUUUAGUAAUUGAUUUAUAUGCGAAACUAGAUGUAUUCAGUGUUAGAAUGAAUUCGUAAAUAUUUCAUAAUCAAAGGCUGCUCUUAGCUAGAAAUAUUAGAUUAAAAUGAAAUUGAGCAGAUAAUUAGUAUUGCAUCAACAUUGUAUAAAUGAGAGAUACAUAUUUACAUCACUACGCGAAUUGCUGUACCGUAAGUUUAAUAAAUGUAUUUUCAGUCGUAUUUUAAUGUCUAUGUGGAAAUUAUUUCCCCUAAAGUUAAUUCCAAUUAAAAUAGGAUAGAUAGAUGCUUAUAUCAUGUGAUAAAAUUGUUAAGACACUCAUUUCAUGUACAAAUAAUAUACACUGUUUGCUGUCUGUAUAUCCAAAACUUUAUAAAUCUGCAAUUGAAUCUUGAUAUUGGUGAAAUGUUUAUUUCACCAACUAUUAUAGGGUUACUGAAACUAAGUUCAUUUUAUAUUUUACUUAUUUUUAUGUUUGUAAUGUGAUAAUUUUAAUUUCCUUUUAUAUUUCUUAACCCUGUAAUAGUGUCUGUAUAACUUCAUAUUAUUAUAAAUGUAACGAAAGACCAUAGAGUCCAAAUAAAUGCCGUCGAAUAUUCGAUUAUAGGUACAUAUGAAAAAUAUAUAAAUUAUAUCUACUACAUAACUUCAUUAACUAAAUGUAUCGGGCCUCUGCUUACACUUGUACAACACUAUACAAACAAAGUUACAACACAUUUGUGUCUCCUGUGCAUAUUUUCCUAAUCGUAUAACUGGAUGAAUAUAUUUUUGAAGUAUUCGUUACUGUAUAAUGUAGGUAGGCUAAAUUAAAUCAGGUGGAAAGUAUCAGAUUCUGCAGAACUUAUCAGUAUUAAUUUUGCCAUAGGUGAACGUAAACUUAGGCUGAUAUAAUGCUGCAAUGCUUGCUAUUGAUUCCGUAAAGUUGCUCUGUAUGACCAUAUCUGUGUUAUAAGAUAACUUGUAGUUAUGGGGUAAUUAAGAAGUAUAGAUGCAGAAUUUGAUAUUCCUGACCUAAAGUUAGUUUGUAGCUUCAGAGCCCGCCAAUAUUGUGUGUUGUAUCGAUAUUAGGCUAGAAUAUUGCACAAGUUAGCGUUUUAGAUGUUAGUGAUUGUCUACAUUACGUCAACAUAAGACAUUCCAAACACAUUCUUUUGUUGUUUCAUUUGGGUAUCCAUCGAUUUGUUUGAUAAAUAAAAUAGUUUCAAUUCUUUUCAUUAUUGGAUCGUUUUCUUACUGGAUUAAUUUUAAGUAAAUACGUUAUUUAUCUGUGAUUAUUGUGUUUUAAAUGGCAUCUGACUUAUGUUGCAUUUACGGGAGAAUAUUUUUGACUGAUUUUAUUGAAUUAUUCCAAAAUUAAAUUAGAGAUGAUGCGAAAGAACUGUCAGAUCUAAAAACGCAAUGAGAGGUGUUUUUUACCAUUUAUAAAAUAUAAAAUAAAAUUUGUAGUAGUGCGUGAAUUUAAUUUCAUAUUUUAAAUAUUUAAUAUACAUAUUCGAAACGUUAUUUCAUUUUUAUACUCUAUUUAUACGUGCACAAAAAAGCUAUUUUCGGUUAUAUUCUAAGUGCACAAAUGGCGUUAUGUCAUGCUACGGUAUAAUGUUUCUACCUGAGAGCAAUUUUAUUAUAUUUAAAUAAUCAACGUUUGACGCUAUCGCUACCAAUAUACCGAUUUUAAACUGAAUUGUCACUCAAAUUAAUGUAUUAAAUUUUGUUUAAUAGGCUAUCCAGCAAAAUAAGAAAUACCUACAUACUGUACUUACAUAAUGAAGAGACAGAAACGGAUUAAUAAUAUUGUAAAAGAAAAUCUAAACUUGUUUUUUGUAAUUCUUGUGUAAUAUAAUUUUCUCGUGCACUUAUCUUUGUAAGUCUGUAGGGCGUUUUACUGUCUGAUGCCUACGUUCGUUUUCUGAAAUGUUAUCUUGGUCAAAACUUCUCCACUCGACUCUUGUAUCAAAUUCCUCUUCAGAUUGCAAGUGUCAUUUUAGAUAGGUAUAUCAUUGCUGAAUGCCGUCCAAUGUCAUCUUUGUACUUUCAGAUAACUGAAAAGUAAAGUUGAAUUUCAGAUUAGCAAAAAGAAACAAUGAUUUUUGAAAUUGCGAUAACUAAUUGUCACGAAACGAACGUUUGCGCCCAUUUUUAUAUACUUUUUGCAUUGGUCUCAGUUGGGAAUUUAUAGCGCAUAAGUUUAUAGUUAC